Molecule: messenger RNA, 372 nt
Organism: Rotaria sp. Silwood2
Lineage: Eukaryota; Metazoa; Rotifera; Eurotatoria; Philodinida; Philodinidae
Source: the annotation of a GenBank genome assembly
AUGUUAAAUUCAAAAUUUCCAAAAGAUGUUAAUAUUAAUUUAUCUCGUCUGAUUAAUGUUUUAGGUGAAGGUCAUUUUGGAAAAUUUAUUAUGUAUGGUAUAUUAGUGCGAGAUGAAGUUGAAUUAAUAAAUCUUAGUGAACAUAUAUUUUUCAUAAAACUUUAUCCGUAUUUUCACACUGAUGAUCAUAUUAUAUUUGUAAUGGAAUAUUUAUGUAAUGGUGAUCUAAUGACACAUAUUCAUGAAGAUGACUUUAGUGAACAACGUUCAUGUUUUUAUAUUGCUUGUUUUAUACUUAAUUUAGAAUUUUUAUAUUCAAAUAAAAUCAUUUAUCGAGGUCUUAAACUUGAUAAUUUACUUUUAGAUCAAUAA